UCUGUUCCGCUACGACCUCCAAUUUUCAUCCAGCACCAACAAAAAACACAUAAAAAAACACUGCCAGGUUUAUCAUGGCGGCGCCAAGCACUCUGCCAGCUCUGCUGGAUUCACUGACGCAGUCAUUGACAACGUCACUGGACGCUGCACCCAAGACUUCGAUUGCACCUCCCGAGAACGGAAUUUCUCUGCUCGACACCAAGAACGAACUUCUGCUCUCUUACCUGCAGAACCUCGUCUUCUUGAUUCUUCUCAAGCUACGCAACGCCAAGAUCCAGUCCAACCGCAAUGGAAACGCCGACGACACCACAGAGACGGUCGUCAAGAAGCUCGUAGAGCUGAGGCUAUACCUCGAGAAGGGUGUCCGCCCUCUCGAGGACAAGUUACGAUACCAGAUUGAGAAGAUCCUUCGUGCUGCCGACGACGCUGAACGCCACGCCCACGCUGUGAAGGCUGCCGAGGGUGCUGGCUCGGGCGAAUCUGGAUCCGACGAUGAUUCCGGUAGCGACGAGGACGAGGAUGAGGACGAGGAACUGAAGGCAGCCCACCUGCAAGCCCGACCAGACGCCUUUGUACGACCGGCUGCUGCAUCUGCUGUAGUUGCCACUGCUCAAAAGGAUGGUGUUUACAAACCGCCAAGGAUCGCACCUACGGUCAUGCCCUCGGAGCGCCGGGAGAAGACAGACCGUCGGCCGCUCAAGUCUGCCACCAUGGAUGAGUUUAUCGAGCACGAAAUGUCGACGGCACCGAUCGCGGAACCCAGUAUCGGCACAACCAUUGUCAACGGCGGUCGCAGGAUGAAGACGGCGGCAGACCGCAAGACGGAAGAGGAGCGUCGCGAGUACGAAGAAACCAACUUCGUCCGCCUCCCCACACAGAGCAAGAAGGCAAAGGCGCAGGAGGCGGCAAGGACGGGUCGCAGCGGUCGCAUGCAGUUCGGCGGAGAAGAAUGGAGGGAUCUGGGCGAAGGUGUCGAUCGCAUCAACAGACUCACCGCGCGCAAGAGUGGUGGCGGCACCCGCGACCUGCUCGACAAGAGCCGAAAGCGUGGCAGAGAGACGACGGACGGACCAAGGGGCAGUGGGCAGAUGGAGAUGGGCGAGAGAUUCCAAAAGAAGGCUAAGAUGUUGGAGGCGGGCAGACGCGAUAGAGGCAAGCGAUAGACGGAGAUGCAAAUACCCCCUUGAAAAGUAGACGGAGCAUCAGCGCUUAGUGUAGAAGCGAGAGAGGAUGUGCCGAGAUGCCAAGAGCCGAGUGCGGCUCAGCCAACCCAACCAUAUUUCCACAACACAUCGCCAUUGUGUGCUCGCUGUGAUGCAGUGUACUCCUCGUGUGAUCAUAAUUGAUUCUUGUCAUUAUUUCC
Molecule: messenger RNA, 1363 nt
Organism: Colletotrichum navitas
Lineage: Eukaryota; Fungi; Ascomycota; Sordariomycetes; Glomerellales; Glomerellaceae
Product: Sas10/Utp3/C1D family protein
Exons: 1
Coding region: 75-1163 (362 amino acids)
Biological process (GO): maturation of SSU-rRNA from tricistronic rRNA transcript (SSU-rRNA, 5.8S rRNA, LSU-rRNA)
Cellular component (GO): nucleolus; small-subunit processome
Source: RefSeq, a predicted model, not a curated record